Cucurbita maxima (winter squash) is the source of this 623-nucleotide messenger RNA. RefSeq lists its product as uncharacterized. The transcript has a single exon. The coding region runs from base 66 to 272 and encodes 68 amino acids. NCBI's taxonomy places the organism in Eukaryota, Viridiplantae, Streptophyta, Magnoliopsida, Cucurbitales, Cucurbitaceae. The record is from RefSeq and is a predicted model, not a curated record.
UCUCUCUCUCUCUCUCUCUCUCUCUCUCUCUCUCUCUCUGCAGCUAGAAGAGAAAAAUUACUGAAAUGGUUUGCUUUUGUUUUCUCGUGGAUCAGACUCGUCAGGUGCGGCGGAGCAAACCGGCGGCUGGAUUUUGUUCCCGGUGCGGCGGCGGGGCCAGCGUCGCCGACAUGAAGACCGCCACUAGAUUCUGUUCCGUCCCAUUUUAUUGGAGGUCUUGGAGAGCCAUUAUUUGCACUUUCUGUGGAGCUAUUAUCAGAUCAUAUCGCUGAAGCGCCUCUAAUGUGAUUUAGAUUAUUAUCAAAACUUAGCUUAUAGCUUGUCUAAUGUCCGAUUAACAUUUCUUAGCCAUGAUUUCAAUGGUGUUCAUAUUCCUUUUGAUUUUUCUACUGUUUAGACCCUUACCCACCUGGAUUUUCCCCCCUUAAAACAGGAAAAAUGAUUCAAAAUUAAUUAAAAAUUUGUGUAAUGGAGGAAGAUCUCAAUGAAUGUGGUGCUGAAAAUGGAAGAACAGAAAUUGAUAAUUCAAUGUAUGUUCUAAGUUCUGUCGGAUACAAAAAAUUGAUAUGUAAUAAUGGUAUGGGCGACCAGAAAUUAAUGAAAUUUAAAAAGAUUUCAGCUUU